AUGAAGGCGGCGGCCCUUCGUCGUCCAGCCUCGGCGCCGGAGUCCCGGGUCCCAGCGAGGCCGCAGUUCUUCUGGGCACUGCGACCCGAAGAUGUUCCGGACAACAUGCGAAGCACCAAGGGUGCCAGGGCGAAAGAAAACAGCUCUCCUGCCUAUGCACAUGAUCCCACAAGUUGGCUCAUCCACAGGCAUCGCGAGGGCCAUCUUUGUGCCGCCACCUUUGAAGCUGACAACCGCGCCGUGCCGCGUUGCCCGGUGGAAAGAGCUUUGCAAAAGCCCAUGGGGCGACCGCAGAGCGCGCCACAGAUCCUGAAGGAGCGCCAAAAGCUUCGACAGCUUCAGGACAAAAAGGUGAAGACCUCUAGGCUCAAUGCAAGCCAGUCGUCACCCGCCAUUUGUCCUGAAGCUGAGACGGCAAAGCGCUUGGGCUACUGGCCCGGGCUACCUCGGAAGCAGGUGCACUCGCUGUUCCCGAAGCAGCCGGAAUCCGACCUUCCACAGGUCAUCGCACGGAUGCAGAAGCUUCAAGCCGAACAAAAAGCGUUGAUGCAGAAGAAAGGAGACUCCCAGGUGCAGCUGAAGAAGCACAGAGAUGUUUGCGAAUUGAGUUUCCCAGGGAAAGACGCCCGGUUACUUGUGAACCGAUGGCGACCGGGCUAUAGCGAGCAGAGAUCGCAUAGUCGCGGGCGGCCACUGAGCGCCUGCGUAUACUCGAAUGGCUCCAGUCCCAAGAAGAGGCCGGAGGAAAUACAGCUUCAGCGAACCUCCCACAAGGGAGAGUCGGGAGUCAGCUUUUUAGACUUCGAAUUCAAAGGCUCCACCUUCUUAGGCUCUGCAAAUGUGGAUGUGAGGAUGCUGUCUAUGAGCAGAGAGAUGCUGAUGGGCGCAGGCGACCUCAAGGCCUUCCGUUUCCUCUGUUUCCUUGCCAUGGCCAUGUUGCCGGAAUCUUCGGGCUUCCUCCCCCAAGCCGCCGGCCGCGCCGCUGGCCUGGCCUCGCGCGUGGCAGGGAAACGACUGAAUACGAUCUCCCAGCGCUUCGCUUCUGGCGGGAUGUCCAAGGAGCUCGAGCUGAUGAUGGUCAGAAAUGGCAAAACGCCACCUAGCUUCAUCCCCAACAAUUUGAAUGCGAGGUUUGCUCUGAAGCAUGGGAAGCUGCCCUCGAACAUGUUGCCCAAGGAUUUGAAUGCGAGGUUUGCGGGGAAGCAUGGGAAGCUGCCCUCGAACAUGUUGCCCAAGGAUUUGAAUGCGAGGUUUGCGGGGAAGCAUGGGAAGCUGCCCUCGAACAUGUUGCCCAAGGAUUUGAAUGCGCGGUUUGCGGGGAAGCAUGGGAAGCUGCCAGACAACAUGCUGCCUCGCAACUUAGAAUCUCGGCUGAACAUCAAGGAUCCUCAGGGCCAGAUCUUGAAGGAUAUGAACCUGCAGCAGCGACUGAACGUUUUCGAUACUCAGGGCCAGAUUUUGAAGGAUAUGACCCUGCAGCAGCGACUGAACGUUUUCGAUACUCAGGGCCAGAUGUUGAAGGAUUUGCCCUUGCGGCAGCGAAUGCAGUUCAUGGAGUCAUUGAAGCAUCCCGAUCGAUGUAGUGGCUCUCAGGAGUCAGAACUUGGAGAGUUGUACACCGAUAAGCAAGCUGGAGGUCUCACUGGCGAUGGUAACCAUGGAAGAUUCCCAGGUGCCAAGCCAGAGAACCAACCGGACAUGACACCGCCGCUCAGUUGGCGCCCAAUUGGCGGUCCAGAAUUGCCCGCCCAAUUGGAGCAGCAGUACUGGGAUCCGUCGGGCCGGAGGAAAUACAGCUUCAGCGAACCUCCCACAAGGGAGAGUCGGGAUCCGGCCUGUGUUGCUGUGCAGCGUCAGCCCAAAGCUUCACAGCUUAGAUCUCCAGCCAUGGCAGAGCCAUCUGCCGACCCGGCUGCUUAUGAGGUGCCGACUGCGAAAGGCUCCACCUUCUUAGGCUCUGCAAAUGUGGAUGUGAGGUUGCCCGAUGAUCAAUGGACGUCAAAGCUGCGACCAAACGUCUACAAGGUUUUGCGACAGAAGGCCACUGAGCCUGGGCACCGCACCAAAUUCCCCGAAGGAUUUGAUGACCACAAAGAUGCUGGGGUCUAUUUCUGCGCUGGUUGUCAUGCAGCUGGGCAGAAGGUGCCACUCUACACCUCGCAGAUGAAGUUUGACUGCGGCUGUGGCUGGCCGGGCUUUUGGGCGAAUGUCAAGGAUGCUGUCUAUGAGCAGAGAGAUGCUGAUGGGCGCAGGUGUGAGAUUCUUUGCUCCAGAUGUGCUGGCCACUUGGGCCAUGUCUUCCGGGGUGAGGGCUUUGGAUACUGCACCGAUGAACGCCAUUGUGUGAAUUCCUUGAGCCUUGUGUUUGUCCCAAAAGGUGGGAGUGAUGUGAUUGCGCCUUCCUACGCGGGACCAGUCUUCGGGUGCGAUGGUCGAAGGAUGUCGAAGGAUGUCGAAGGAUUCAGGGGGAUGAUGUGGGGAUGGGUCAAAAAAUCUCUGAGCUUUGGGACAGCUACAGCGACUGGUAGUGGAUGUUCAGGGUAUCAGGAUUUGGACAUUUUGGACCCAUACUGUCAUUCUUCAUGUGAGUUUUUGUUAUUGUUCUUGCUGAGAAGUGCUGAUUGGUGCACUGGCUAUUUUCAAUCUAAGGUGAUUUUCUGA
Molecule: messenger RNA, 2661 nt
Organism: Cladocopium goreaui
Lineage: Eukaryota; Dinophyceae; Suessiales; Symbiodiniaceae
Source: the annotation of a GenBank genome assembly